Messenger RNA from Oryctolagus cuniculus (rabbit), 2208 nucleotides. RefSeq names its product mitochondrial fission factor (gene MFF). Gene Ontology annotation, cellular component: peroxisome; mitochondrial outer membrane. Gene Ontology annotation, biological process: positive regulation of mitochondrial fission. The record is from RefSeq and is a predicted model, not a curated record. Lineage: Eukaryota; Metazoa; Chordata; Mammalia; Lagomorpha; Leporidae.
GGAAGGGGUCACUCUUGGCGGUUCUCGCGUUUCUCCGGGCCCGGUGCUGGCCGCUCCGCCGGUGCUUUGCCCGGGCGUCUCAGUGCGCUCCGGCCAACGGCCUGUGAGAGCGCCCCGGGAGCCGGCGGGCGGCGGCCCUCUCCGGGGACCUCCAGCGGGCCCAGGGGGACAAAAGUGGCUCUAACCAGCAUAUGCACAUUGAAGCAAGUUAAGGAGUUAAUAUGAAGCACAGAAGCAGAUAGUGCCACAUAGCAAGCAGUCGUUGGUACACAUUUCUGGAAAAGCAGUGUCCGUGUUGUUAUGUACACCUCCAAAAAAGUUCAGAUCUGUAGGGGAAUUGUGUAAAGUAAACUGAACUACAGGGUAGCAGUAUUUUAUUAGCUAUUAUAGACGUGUAUUUACUGUAUUAAAAUGAGUAACAGAACAAGCAGUGACACACCUCUAGGAAGAGUGACUGGGGCAGCAUUUCCCUCUCCCACUGCUGCUGAGAUGGCAGAAAUCAGUCGAAUUCAGUAUGAGAUGGAAUAUACCGAAGGUAUUAGUCAGCGAAUGAGGGUCCCAGAAAAAUUAAAAGUAGCACCACCAAAUGCUGACCUGGAACAGGGAUUCCAAGAAGGAGCUCCAAAUGCUAGUGUGAUAAUGCAGGUUCCAGAAAGGAUCGUUGUAGCAGGAAAUAAUGAAGAUGUUUCCUUUUCAAGACCAGCCGAUCUUGACCUGAUCCAGUCAACUCCCUUUAAACCUCUGGCACUAAAAACACCACCCCGUGUACUUACGCUAAGUGAAAGGCCACUUGAUUUUCUGGAUUUAGAAAGACCUCCUGCCACCCCUCAAAAUGAAGAAAUCCGUGCAGUUGGCAGGCUAAAACGAGAACGCUCUAUGAGUGAAAAUGCCGUUCGCCAAAAUGGACAGCUGGUCAGAAACGAUUCCAUGUGGCACAGUUCAUAUUCUGCCCCAAGAAAUAAAAUUUCAAGGUUCCAGGCACCGAUUUCUGCACCGGAAUACACUGUGACACCAUCACCACAACAGGCUCGGGUCUGUCCUCCCCAUAUGUUACCUGAAGAUGGAGCUAAUCUUUCCUCUGCUCGUGGCAUUUUGUCGCUUAUCCAGUCUUCUACUCGUAGGGUUUACCAGCAGAUCUUGGAUGUGCUGGAUGAAAAUCGCAGUGUGAGAAGACAAAAUGAAAUACGUUGUGAAAGACCUGUGUUGCGUGGUGGGUCUGCUGCCGCCACUUCUAAUCCUCAUCAUGACAACGUCAGGUAUGGCAUUUCAAACAUAGAUACAACCAUUGAAGGAACAUCGGAAGACAUGACUGUUGUAGAUGCAGCUUCAUUAAGACGACAGAUUAUCAAACUAAAUAGACGUCUACAACUUCUAGAAGAGGAAAACAAAGAACGUGCUAAAAGAGAAAUGGUCAUGUAUUCAAUUACUGUAGCAUUCUGGCUGCUUAAUAGUUGGCUCUGGUUUCGCCGCUAGAGGUAACCUUAGCUCUCAAAAGUACUGUCUCAACAGCUGGAAAUAUAAAGGAUGUACAAACUUCUCUGUCUCUGUCUUUGCAUUGUAUGCCGCUUGAUAGUCCAGGCCCUGGAAACGUGUUUCUUCUAGAAAGCAGGUGGGAAGGACCUGCACUUGCAGCAGUAAAGGUAGAUUCUGUUCUGUCACUGAGCUGUGCACACUUUCAUGCAGUUCUGCAGUAACACUUAAAAUGCUCCCUUUGCAUGUUUUGUAAAUAGGCUCAAGUCGUUUUUUUUUUUUUUAGAAAGAAUUGAUGUUUGGCCUCAUCAGUCUGCACCUAAUUCUCAGAAUGGGAUGGAGAGUACAUAGAGAAUGGAUUUAGAAAAGAAUCUGUAAAAGAAAAACAGUACUUUUGGUCUUGUUUCUCAAACACUAUUAAACAGUUUUGUUAGACAUUUUUGCGUCCACAUUUCAACAUUAACACUUCUGAAGUCGUGGUUUGGUGUAAGAUUUAAGAAAACCAAACCAACUUAUAUUCCAUGGUCAGUACUUCAUGAUCGCCUGUACAGGCUGAAAUAAGUUCUGUCAAUUCCGUUUAUCUAGUGCGUGUGCAGUGUGUACGUUCGUAUUUUCAUUUGAGUUUUGCAGAUGAUUUUCUAUAAAGUCUGUUUUUACUAAGUCCCUGUGUGAACAAUUUAAAAAACUACAGAAUAAGGUACAAAUGUAGUGUAUUUAAUAAACUGUCAGCCAAAGCAA